Pocillopora meandrina is the source of this 2147-nucleotide messenger RNA. The record is from the annotation of a GenBank genome assembly. Lineage: Eukaryota; Metazoa; Cnidaria; Anthozoa; Scleractinia; Pocilloporidae.
AUGGCACGUACGAAACAAACUGCACGAAAAUCAACCGGUGGAAAAGCUCCACGAAAACAGCUCGCCACAAAGGCAGCUCGUAAGAGCGCUCCUGCCACCGGUGGAGUCAAGAAACCUCAUCGUUACAGACCUGGUACAGUGGCUCUUCGUGAGAUCCGUCGUUACCAGAAAUCCACCGAGCUCUUGAUCCGCAAGUUGCCCUUCCAGCGCCUUGUGCGAGAAAUCGCUCAAGAUUUCAAGACAGAUCUGCGUUUCCAGAGCUCUGCUGUGAUGGCUCUUCAAGAAGCUAGCGAGGCUUACCUUGUUGGUCUGUUUGAAGACACCAACUUGUGCGCCAUCCACGCCAAGCGUGUCACUAUUAUGCCCAAGGACAUUCAGUUGGCCCGCCGAAUCCGCGGAGAGAGAGCAUAAGUGGACUUCACUUCGAAUUACAAACGGCUCCUUUAGGAGCCACCACAUGAAUAAAAGCAAUGACCAAACUAUGAGUCCCUCAACAACCAACUUAACAGCCUUAAGCUGGAAAUAUGAAAUGAGAAAUUAUACCAUCUGAAAUUGUCCUACUCUCUGAGUGGCAAGUCCUAACCGCACAGAAAACAUAGUUGUCCAACCUAAAGCCGUUCAUAGGAAAAUAUUUAAUUUUCAUCUCCAAGAUAAGCUAAACAUUCUAUUUUUUUACCAUUUAUCAUUUACAUGUAUCUAUCUCUGAGACAUGUAAUAUUUUUGGCGCUAAUAUAAUGUAAAUCAUCAGCGCUCCCUGGUAAGUUUCGUAGUCACUCUCAUGGGCUUCUUUAAGUUAAAAACAUGACACAUUUUUCAUGAGUUAUCAAUUCACAAUAAAAGACACUUUUACCUUAUUUACCAAAUUAAGCACACUUCCUAUCGAGGUUGUGCAUUAAGUGGCGAACGUUGUUUCUUCAAUCCUGUUUGUAUCUUAAAACAAGUUUUGGUCGUUGUUGAAAUUUAGAUGCCGGUCUGUCUUUGAAUUUUUACUCAUUUUUUACACAAAGGCUUAACUUAGGACUCCGUCUUUCCGACCGUAACCAUAUGAUGUUUGUAAACUUGAAUUUUCUUUUUUUGGGGUGCUUGGUUUGUCCGCAAGCCCGGAGCUACUACCUCGCCCCACAGAGGAUCGUAAAAGUGACUCUAUAUCGAUCGACAAUGGAGUAUACUAGAUACUCACAAACAGCAUGCUAUUCCGCGAAGUUCUGAACUUCACAGCACAACGUAUAGGAGAUCUGUUGCAGAAUUUAGCAAGCACAUCACAUUGUCAUCUGGUGUGCAAUUUCUGCUUUGUGAAUAAACUUUAUUUCUGAGAAUAAAGCUCUCUAACUCCACUCCACUCGUGGUAUAAAGUCUGCUCGGGAGUUGAGAGCGCGCAACUGAUUCAUGCAUAACUAGCAUGUUAGAAAGCGAGGCAAAUAUGCCACACUAAGCAGAUAACCUUGUUCCAUCACCAUUGAUUUCAAACGAUUGCUAUUUAGCCAUAUUUUCGGGUCAUUUUGCUCAUUCAAGAAAUUUAGCAUACAGGUCACGUAUAAAAUGGCGGAAAUUGUAGUUUUGUUCUUCUUGUUCAAAUUUAAAGUCCGCUCUGCCUUUGAAUAUGCAUCAAAAUGCUCAUUUUUUCAUACACAUGCAAAGUCUAGGGCCUCUUCCUUCCUAAAAUGUCUAAUUAAAUGAUGAAAAGCGACUUAAAGAGAACUUCUUUCGUCAUUUAUCCAAAGUUCUUCUUGGAAUCUCACCGCUUUGUAGACUUUUGACCGUAAAACGUCAUUCUAACUUUGAGUAAAUCAAAGUAUAUUUCACAUAUGAUUGUUGCCAUAUAACGAAGCUUAAAUAUUUUUUAUUAGCGAGGACUUGAAGUUAUUGAAUGAGCUUGUUAUCGAGCAAAAUGUCAAGCAAACUAGCACAGUUUGAACGACGCCAUUUUGUAACAACCCUGUUUCCUCGGCGGUUCGUUUACGACGAAUAACAUCACCUUGCGCGCUCCAUGAAAUCAUUACUAGUCUCUGUUGCGAAGGAUCUACAGCAUACGACAUGUCCGAAGAAAAGUCCCCAGUUAAAAAAAGCCAGCUGCGCCCAAAAAGCCAGCUGAGCAUCCACCUUAUUCUGAAAUGAUCAAAGCUGCUAUCUUAGCGUUGAAAGAGUGA